This is a messenger RNA of Porites evermanni, 1278 nucleotides long. The record is from the annotation of a GenBank genome assembly. NCBI's taxonomy places the organism in Eukaryota, Metazoa, Cnidaria, Anthozoa, Scleractinia, Poritidae.
AUUGGUCUUUACGUCAACAGCUCAAUUCCUUCGUUACUUCAGAACGGUAAAGGAGAAAUGUCAAAGAAUAAAAAAGGAAAAAAUGAAGAGCACAAGCAGAGGUGCAAAAUGAGUAGACGUCCCACAAGUGUAAGUAAAAGGAAGUUUUUUUUUUCAAACAUCUGAACAUGGUCAAAUAUAAAAACUUUUUUGAUAAUUAUAAAUGCAGUGGUAUCCCAUUAAUAGGGACACCUGUAUGUACUGGACAGUUUUUCAUGUCCUCAUGAAAAACAUUAGGGCCAUUUAUACGAGGAAAAAUAAGACGCGUCUUACAUAAGACGCGAACUGUACCAUUUAUAUGAGCAUUUCUUAUCUAAUAAGACGCGUCUUAACUAAGCCGUGUCUUAUUUUAGACGAAAUGUGCCAUUUAUACAGAAAGUUCGCGCCUUAUUUAAGACGUGUCUUAUGUAAGACGCGUCUUAUUUUUCCUCGUAUAAAUGGCCCUAAUGUAUAAUAUGUUUAUAAUGUCAUAAUGAUAUUUAUUGUCAGUGAUACAUUUUUUUUUCUGAUCUUAACUGCAUUAUAUGGGUGAGGCCACUUUUAUCCUUAGUUAUUUUUUUUUUACUUUUUUGAACAAUUUCCAUUAUUACAAACAUGAAUAAUUGACAGGGUUCUCAUUAAUUUUUCAAGUAGACAGCUAGGAUGUUAAAGUAGGCGGCUUGGUAACUGAGUGCUGUAGGCAAUUUCAGGCUUUCACUCUCUAACUUUACUCUAUUUCCCCAAAAAGUAGACGGCUCAAACCUCCAAGUAGCCGGUUUUUUAGCCGGCUGCCGGCACUUAAUGAGAACCCUGUGAAUUGAUAGAUUAUAUUUAUUAUUGAAGGACUGCAACACCAUUAUUUAGUUUGAUUUUUGUCCUUCUUUAUGUUUUUAUUAGAAGCUGGACAGGCGAUGCGGGGCUUUUGAGCUUAUAAGAGAAUCCUUAUCCUCGAGCCAGAAGCAGCUUGCCCCAGAGGUGCUCUAUGUCGAGUACAUGAGCAGUGAGGAGUCUGCCUAUGAAGAUGAGGAAGAUCCCAUCACUGGUGAAGUAACACAGAAACUAAAGGGUUAUUUAACCAAGAAGCUCUCUUGGGAGAGAACAGCCCUGACAAACUUAAAAAGCAAGCUUGACAGAGCCCAUUAUAGAAGCCUCACCCCUCAUGCCAAAGCAUUGGCAAAGCCCCGGUGUGAGGGUGAUAUAUCAAAGAGGCCAGCACCCGAUGGUCCAUCAUGGGCCGUGAGACAGGCCAUUGCUCAAUAA